Messenger RNA from Sorghum bicolor (sorghum), 1612 nucleotides. Its product is annotated as remorin. The transcript has 6 exons. The record is from RefSeq and is a predicted model, not a curated record. Lineage: Eukaryota; Viridiplantae; Streptophyta; Magnoliopsida; Poales; Poaceae. Bases 546 to 1388 code for a protein of 280 amino acids.
GGAAGAAUAUCACGCGCUGGAUUCUUGAAGGCCUUUAGGCUUCCAUGGGAUGGGGGUAAAGCGAUCCCAUUCCCAUUUCCACUCCUAUUGUCUGCCUCCAAGACCAAGACAACAGUUUAGUUCUUUGGUGCACCGCCUCUACAUGCAAGCAAGCAGUUUUAAAUACGAGGCUCUCGCUUGUUACUGAAGCUGCGGCUUCUUGUGCCUUGGAGUUGGAACCUGCCAUUGGGGGCUUCUCUACAAAUACGUUGCGCGCCAUGGACGGGGACUCGAAGAAGCUGAGGUAAAAACAGGUGCAUGCAGCAGGACCCGGACCUCGAUCUGCUGAAGGGUUUGAUCUUAAUUUCAUCUUAUGUGGCUGGCUUCGGAUUGUUUUUCUUUUCCGUGUCAUAUUGUAACUGGGAUUUGGUGGUUCUGAAAUCUUCCUCCGUAAAGGUUGAGGUGAAAAAAGGGUUCGGUUUCCUGGAGUAGCAAAGGGAGGUAGAGGUGGACGCCAGGGUUCAGCGAUACCACCGCAAGAAAGCACGCCUAUUGGAAGAGCAGAAAUGAACAGCAGUGGAGAAUAUGAUGCUGCAUUCGCGGCCACAAUUGCAGCAGCAGCAUUUGCAAUUGCUGCCCGUGAAGAGAAGCUUGCAACUCAGAAGAAGACUGUCCCCAUCGAGGAGGUGCCCCCAGCCCUGUCGCCAGCCAAGAGAGGUGAAAGCACCAAAAAACCUGCUGGAGCCAACAAAAUCGCAAGAUGGUUUAGUGGCAAGGAGCCUCUAGAACACGACGAUGACGGUCCAGUUAACGUAUCGGUGAGGAGGCCACUGAAACCAGCACCUGGAAAGCCUGAGGAUAUGCCUGCAGAUCACAAGGUGGCACCCAAGAUGCUUGAAACUUCUCUGAGUGUGAAGAAGGGUUCAGGAUCCUCCAGCAAGUCAGCAGACAGGAAAGGGAGCAAGAAGUUUGAGCAAGAACAGGCUGUUCAGAAAGCGCCAUCGGCCGUCAGGCCAGCCACCUCAUAUCAUUCUAGACGGAAUGGAGAAGACGCAGCAGGAGUAACUGCUAUUGGCGGCACGGGAUCUAAGGCUGAUGAAUGGGAGAAGGCAAAGCUUGCAAGAGUUAGAGAAGAGUAUGAAAAGAUGAUGGAGACCAUAGCUGAAUGGGAAACUGAGAAGAAGGUGAAGGCGAGACGCCAAAAAGAACAGAAAGAGACUGAGCUGGACAGAAAGAGAGCAAAAGCACUAGAAGAAUACAACCAGGAGAUGACAAGGAUCAACAAAAUUGCUGGAGGAGCAAGGUCAAUGGCAGAGGAACGAAAAUACAACGAUGAGAAUAAGAUCAAAGAGAAGGCACGCAAGAUACGAUCCACAGGAAAGCCUCCCCGCACAUGUGCUUGCUUUUGAGAAUAGUUCUUAUAUAUACGCUGAAAUUUGGAACCGAAUGAAAGACGUGUGAUUUGAACAGUUGGAGAAGGCACACAAUAGUGACGUACUGUAUUGUAAUAUAUAUGUAUUUGGCUUUGACAAGUUAUGUAUGUAGAGUUAUAUUUCCCCUUCAGAAAGAAGAAAAGAGUUGUAUCCAACAUGCAACAUAGCAUCCCACUGAAAACAACGUCACCAUAUUUAAA